CGGGGAAAGAGGACCAUGCAGCCUGCAUCAGAGGCCAAAUUCAAACGUGACAGCCUGCUGCUGGCCCUGAGAAGCUACAGCUCCGCCGUGGGACGCAUGGAGCAGACAGUCCUGCUGCCCAACCUGCUGAGGGACAUCCCCGCUGACGAGCCGUGGCACCGUGACGCGGCGGUGGUGGACGAGGAGCCCUCCAGAGAUCUGUACAGCGAAUACUUGAUGCUCAAAGCGGUCAAGAGCGUCGUGGAGAGCGGCCUGGUCCCGCUGGAGGACAAGACGUCCAAGAAGGCAGCCCUGGGCGAGACACUGGAGGCGCUCCUGGAGCUGGAUGCUGACCCGGAGAGCCUCUUCCGUUUCCACCUGAGGGGCCUCCACUCCAUCAUGAGCCAGCUCACGCAACGGAGUCAGAGGCUGACGCAGAAAUAUCUGGAUAUCAUUGGCAUUGCCAAUUAGGAAGCGAUGUGAGAACUUUUUGAAUGCUCGGACAUUUAAAUCUUCAACACUCAGACACUCAGGCAAAAAAAAAAAUUGUAAAAAGGCAAAAUUGUCUUUUUUUUUUAUUUAUGAGCGAAUAAAUCAUUCUUUCACAUGAAAUUUUGUACUUUGUGUUUAUUUUUAAUUAUAUACAGUACUUAGCAAUACUUCACACGCUUGACAGUUGCGGCCGACACUUGACCUCAGCGAACGGGAUGGAAAGGCUCAACAAUCUCAGCAAAGGUCUUUUUAUCUGGCGAGGAAACAAGGCCAAAUAAAUGAAUGACAUUUAUACAAGGUACUAUGAAUAAUGGUUAUUACAGUUUAACAAUGUACUGAGUUAUAAUGCUAUAAUACACAUAAUUAUACAUCUGCAAUCUACAAUGACAGCAGUGCAGUGCACCCCACCCGCAAUAAGGUAGUCAAAAUAUAUAUAUAAAAAACAUUUCUCGGUGUGAUGCAGUGCACUUCCAAUCACAACAGAGAAAACAAACAGUGCACAGGUGUACCUAAUGAAGUGGCUGAAAGGACUCACCCUUGGGUACAAAAUCCUCCGGGUGGAGUUUGAUGUACUCGUUCAUGUCUCGCUCAAGUUUUGCAUUAACGUAGUUUUCAUAUUUUGUCAUGUGGUAGCCGACGAACCAGCCGACUGUCGCCAGCAGGACCUGCCGAUGGACUCCUAAGGAAAGCAGCGUCAUAUUUGGUAGUAAAAUGCCAAAACAUAGUGAGCAGAACAGACAAGAGUCACUCUAGGAUUCUCCCACUGCACCCUCUUUUGAAUCUAGGCUCAUAUUGACGAGCAUUACUGGAUGCAGUUGUAAAAACAAAUGAAAAGUUAAUGAAGUGCCGUCAUGUCAAAACAAAAUAUGUCCUGAUAAUGUUUCGGGGUAGGUUCAUUGUCUCAGAGCUAAACAAAUACACUGUCUCCCAAUUAAUCUCUAUACCCUAAAAGUGCAUUGAUUUGUAUAGUUUAUUGCUAAACGUAUUCAUUAGGAAGUGACAGCUAGUGCAACUCUAGAGGUGGCUAGUUAGAACAAGCAUGCUAACCUGACUUUAGCGGCGGCCUGUGUGUGAUGGCGUUAUGGAGCAUGGCGGCGCACCAGCCGACGCCGGCCAGCCACACCGAGGUGCGGUUGACGAUUCCCGGCGGAGGGAGCACCUUUCCCUCGUCUGGAAAUAAUCCCAUGCCGAGAAAUGUACGUUUGUGUUCCAAAAGUAGCCAGUGACCUCCGAGCUUCAGCGAGCACCGUCCAUUAGCUUCCGCCCGCCGCAGGAAGUAAAGGGUACAUCCGGAAGUGAGGUCCGACCACAAACAAGUCGGUGGUUAAUUCCGUCUGUUUAGUUUUUAGCAUGGCAAGAGCACAUUUUAAAUUAUGAUUGUUAUAGUCCUUAAAUAAUCAAAUGAAAAAAACAUGUACGAGCAGCUUGUCGGUAAUUUUUUUUUCAUCAUACAAGAUAGCCACACACUUAGUUUUUGGCUCCUAAAUCGUCGUUAUGGCGUCAAAGUAGAUAGAUAGAUAGAUACUUAAUUUAUCUCCAAGACAAAUUCACAAGUGUGCUAACAAACAAACAUGCAGGACAUAUAUGAGAGUAUACAAUGGUGCAGAAUAGUUUUCCACUAAUAUUGUUGGACGAUUGCAAUAAUUUGUCUUUUGCCUUAUAUAUUUUGAAUUGUAUUUUCACUGUUGUUUUUUAAUUCUUACUUUAUUGUUCUAUAUUACAUGUACCCGUUUUACUUGGCAUACUUUACUGCUAUUGCUCGUCAGGUUUUGUGUUGUUGCUGUGUUGCUGCUAUUGGAACCUGCAUUUCCCAGAGGGCAAUCUAAUCUUAUCUAUAUUUCCACAAACUCUAAGUAGAUAAAUUGUCAGUUGAAAAAAAAUGUUUUUUUUAAUAAGAAAACUGGAUAAAUGUAUUAGUUUGCCUGUGUGAAUUGGACAGUGUUUAGUUUUUAGCCAAGAUUGGAGGUUAAUCAAUUUUUAAUGAUUUAAUUUUUAUGACUUUUGCAUCUCAGCUUUGUCACAUACUGUAGAUGAAAAAGCCUAUUAUUAGUACGAACUCCCAUUUUUGCUGUUUUUUUUUCCUGUUUUCCAAAUAUUUAAACUUUCUUCUUAAAUAAUAUUUGUAAAUUUUAUUUUUGUAAGAUUAUGACUUUAUUCCCAUAAUAUUAUAACUUUUUCCCCAACCUAAUUUAAAAAAAAUUGCAACAUAUUACAACUUUUAAAAAAUAACAUUUUUUUUCUUAAAUAUUUCAACUCUAAGCGACUAAAACUACACUAUUUUUCCUCAUAACAUUAUGAAUUUACUCUCCGAAAAUUCCAGCUGUUUUUUUCCAUUUCCAUUUUACAACUAUUUCAGCUUUCUUCAUGUAAUUUUUUUUCUCGUAAUUAUGACACUAUUCCCAUAAUAUUUUGACUUCAUUCACUUUUUCCACAAUGUAAUUUCCCAAAAAUGACUUUAUUUUGUUUUGUUUCUCAUAAUAAUGUAAUGGGAAUUUAAUUAAAUUGAAGAAUGUUGAAAUAGUUGGAUCAUUAUAUUAAAAAAAAAACAAUAACAGCAGAAAUGGGGAAAAAAACAGCUGUAAUUUUACGAGAAUAAAGUCAAACUAUGAAGAGAAAAAGUUGCAUUCUAACAAGGGAAAAAUUCAAAAUUUUAUGAUUUAGUAAACUUCUAAUAUUAUGAGGAAAAAUAAUGUCAUUUUAGUAGCAUGGAGUUGAAAUAUUAAAAAAAAGUUUUUUUAAAAGUCGUAAUAUUAUGAGAACAAAACAAAAUAAAGUUGUCCUUUCUGGAAAAUUUGG
Messenger RNA from Dunckerocampus dactyliophorus (ringed pipefish), 3267 nucleotides. It is a transcript of the gene thrsp, whose product is annotated as thyroid hormone responsive. The record is from RefSeq and is a predicted model, not a curated record. Gene Ontology annotation, biological process: regulation of lipid biosynthetic process. Lineage: Eukaryota; Metazoa; Chordata; Actinopteri; Syngnathiformes; Syngnathidae. Bases 16 to 450 code for a protein of 144 amino acids. The transcript has a single exon. Gene Ontology annotation, cellular component: cytosol.